AAAUGAUAACAGAUACCAGUCCAAUCAGUAAUUAACGUGUACUUAUUGUUUGCGCUUGAAUAGAAUAAAUUAAAAAUAAUAUAUUAAUUACGUACUGACAUCUAAGUCACAACAAUGACCAGAAAAUAUCAGUUGUGGGUUUUAGUGUUUUGCUAUACUUUUAGGGGUGUAAGCCUACAGUGUCAGAUGGCACAAAAAUGUGUUACUGAUUUGUCAGUGGACGAGUGUUGGGGAAGUCAAGUUUUAGUACCUAAUACCAGCGUGUAUGGGUGCUGUCCUUCCUGUGGAACUUCUAGCGGAGGGACUGAAACCGGACCAGAAACGGAGGGUUGCAAGGCACCUUCCAAUUGCUUGCCUGACGGACGAUAUGCCCCUGUGCAAUGCAAGGGUAAUCUAUUUACUGGCAGAUGUUUCUGUUCGGACGAAAACGGAAAGAGAAUAUUUGGACAAAUGUGGAGGGACGAAGCUGAUGAAAUGACUUGCGCAUGCAGUCGCAGAAGAGCUGAACUAGAAGCCCAAGGAAAGGUCUCGACACUCCAUUGUACUGAAUCUGGUGAUUAUGAGCCUCUGCAAUGCGAUGGCGGCAUGUGCUGGUGCGCGCAACCUAAGACCGGCCAGCCGACCGUCACUCCCAUCCCGGAGGAAGACAUGACACGACUACCAUGUUAUAGUCCUGCAGUCAUCGGAGAGCAAUAUUUAAGAAAAUGCGAAAGUUUAGUAAUUGCCAGCGGUGAGAUAGCGGAAGAGCAAGCGAGGCACGGAACAAAUUUCCUCGGCAACCCAGUUGUAACGUGUGACUACGACGGAAGCUAUGGACCUUAUCAAAUUAGAAACAGCGUUGCUUACUGUACUGGUCGCGAUGGAGAAAUAUUAGGUGCCUGGCAGGCAACCACAAGUGAUAUGCAGGGAAUGAACUGCAACUGUGCACGAGACACCAUGAUUAUCUUCCCGGCGCGAGGAAUGACGGUGACGGAGACUUGCAUGGGCAAUGGCAACUACCGACCGAACCAGAACGUGGGCGACGUGUACUACUGCGUCGAUAGUGACGGGUAUCACGGUGAAUUGUUAGAUGCCUGGCCAUCAGAUAAUUGUGCUAGCUACGCUUAAAUUUUAUAUAAUUUCAUUCAUGUAUUAUUACAUCCAUCUAAUUGAGUGUAAUAAAUGUUAUAUUUGGAUUUAA
This is a messenger RNA of Helicoverpa armigera (cotton bollworm), 1180 nucleotides long. Its product is annotated as thyroglobulin. Lineage: Eukaryota; Metazoa; Arthropoda; Insecta; Lepidoptera; Noctuidae. Gene Ontology annotation, biological process: cell-matrix adhesion. The transcript has 7 exons. Bases 115 to 1107 code for a protein of 330 amino acids. The record is from RefSeq and is a predicted model, not a curated record. Gene Ontology annotation, cellular component: basement membrane.